AUGCGGGAGGGUGCAUCGAACUGGAUUGUUCCUUGUCCAGCCCUUAUCUUCCCUUUGGUCCUCGGCGCCAUCUUCUCGCAAGCUUCCGACUGCAUCAACGCCGUCGGCGAGACUCAUCUUCCCGGUCACGUGGCAAUCCUCUGGUCAGGCUUGGUCGAAAACAUCAACCGGAUACCUUAA
Messenger RNA from Penicillium argentinense, 180 nucleotides. RefSeq lists its product as uncharacterized. Bases 1 to 180 code for a protein of 59 amino acids. NCBI's taxonomy places the organism in Eukaryota, Fungi, Ascomycota, Eurotiomycetes, Eurotiales, Aspergillaceae. The record is from RefSeq and is a predicted model, not a curated record. The transcript is spliced from 2 exons.